AUGAAAAGAAAUCAACCGCCCGAGAUUUUGUCGCCGGAACUGAAGGGGAAACCGACGGCUGCUGCUUCUGCCGCCGCCGGGGCACCCAAUUUCUCCUCCUUACCGAAACACCUCGUCGACGGCAUCCUAUUCAAACUGCCGGCGAGGUCUCUGUUCCGCUUCAGGUUGUUGUCCCGUUACCAUCUCAACCUAAUUCAAUCCCCUGACUUUAUCGCCGCCCACGCCAGCGAUUCCUGCCUCAAUCGCGCCGGCCUUCUCGUCCUCGCCGAUUCCCAAUCCGGGAAAGCGGCCUCAUUCUUACCCCCGGCGAUACAGGGGAAGACGAAAGAUGGGGUUUUGAACUUCCCCUUGCCCUUCCUCAAGGGUUACGGCUGCAAUGCCAGAUUCAGCUACGCCGGAUCCUUCAAGGGUUUGGUCUGUUUGAUCGUCCGCCGACAGGGAGAGUACUGGGUCCUGUGGAAUCCGGCCACCUCCCAAUUCAGCUUCGGUCCUCCGCCGAUCUUGUCUCAGGAACACUGCUUCUGCAACUCGCGCUACCGCCGUCGCCUCUGGGUCGUCGUUGAUGGAUUCGGGUACGAUUCCGCGGCCGACGAUUACAAAUCGGUUAGGGUUUUGGGUUGGGAGAAUGCGAUUCAGGUCGAGGUUCUAACUUGGGCUAAACGGUACUGGACAAGAAUCCACGCCGGCGAGGGCUUUUACUCCAUCUUCCAUAUCAUCUCUGGACCUCCCAGCUUUCCCGAUUCCCCUGUUUCGACCGAGGGCAGAGUGAAUUGGAUGGAGGCUAGUUCCAGUAUGGUGCUUUCCUUCAGACUACGCGAUGCCAAUUUAGAGUGGAUUUCGACUCCGGAUGCUGCUGUACCUUCGUGGUCUGUUAACAGGACCAUUUGUGCCUGGAAAGGAUCGCUCGCCAUGCUUGUACAGCCUUUGCAGGAGCCAUUGCUCAGUGUUUGGUUGUACGAAGAAGGAGGAUCAUCUUGGUCUAGUUUAGUUUCCAUUGCCACACAUGGCGUUCCUCGCCGAGUGGAGGCUAUAUGGGGCUUCGAUGUCGAAAGCUUAUUGGCGAUGUAUGUCGAUUGCAUUGCCUGUGAUUCCAGGGGAGGCAGAUUUAAGCGCGCGCAACACGUGACUCCGCUUUCCAUCGGUCUAGAAGUCGGCUACGGUAAAAUGCAAGUGAUCAUCCCAAGGAACACUCCCAUCCCAACCAAGCUCUACGGCAUCCUCUCCCGCCGAACCUUCCGCUGCCGGGAAUCUGUGGGAUUCCCAAUCUACCAAGGAGAAAGAAGCAUGGCACGCAAGAAUCGGUUUCUCGGCAAACUGUCGUUCACCAAUAAUAAUAAUGUCCCGCCUGCUGCUUCCCGCAAUAUCAGGGAUACUUACGGAGAGCUGAGAGGUUGGUUCGGCAUCGACGCCGACGGGACCCUAACCGUGCGUGUCAAGGAUUUGGCCACCGGAAAAGAGCAGGAGAUGAGAGUGGAAGGCGUCGCCGGCGGGAAGAGGAAGAUGGUCUUGUCGGAGGAGGAGGUGGAGAGGAUGGUCCGUGAAGGGCAGGAGCACAAGGUGGCGGACCAAAAGUACGUCGAGGAGAUGGAUGCUGCGUGGGAGGCCAUGAAUUCUGCAUGGUCCAUGAUGAGGCGUGCCCAGAUGUCGCUGAUCAAUGUGACGACGGACGGUGAGGAGACGUACCGUACGUUUAAAAAUGUCGCGAUGCAGAUGCUGAACGAUUUUAAACCCGAAGCAAAAGACGAGUAG
Messenger RNA from Linum tenue, 1749 nucleotides. NCBI's taxonomy places the organism in Eukaryota, Viridiplantae, Streptophyta, Magnoliopsida, Malpighiales, Linaceae. The record is from the annotation of a GenBank genome assembly.